AUGUCCUCCUCCCGCCCAACCUAUACUCCAGACCAAAUCUUCCAAUUCUACACACGAAUCAAGCUCCCUCCAAAAUGGCGCCUCCCUGCAGGCCCCGACUCGCAAGCCGUCGCCACCGGUCCAGAAGGCUACGAAUAUCUAUACGCGUUGCAAAGAUAUACCCUAUCUCACAUCCCGUUCGAGAACCUUGAAUUACAUUACUCCCGAACCAAACAUAUCGAUAUUCAUCCUGAGAUUCUGUUCGAGAAGAUUGUCAUCUCUGGAAAUGGGAGAGGAGGGUAUUGUAUGGAGAACAACAAUCUUUUCGCGACGGUUUUGAGAAGUUUGGGGUUUAAGUUUUACACGACCUGUGCGCGAGUGAGUUCGGCAGCGGGGCCGAAUGGUGAUGUUGUUGGGGGAAGAGGAUUCUUCUAUGGGUUUGCGCAUUUGUUGAAUAUUGUGACGUUGAGUGAUGGGAGGAGGUAUAUGGUUGACGUUGGGUUUGGGGCUGGGUCUUGUACGAGACCUUUGCCGCUGGAGGAGGGGACUGUGCAUCUGAAUAUGAGACGUAGUCAGCAGAUUCGAUUGAGGUACGAUAUUCUCGAGGCAAGCGAGAAUUUGGAGUCCAAGUUUUGGAUCUGGGAGAAGAGGAUUAGCGAAGAAGAUUCUUGGGUUGCCAUGACUUGUUUCCCGGAGAAUGUGGAGUUUUUGCCGCAGGAUUUUGAGAUGAUGAAUUUGUUUUGUAGUACUAGUCCGAUGACUUUCUUUACGCACAUUGUGUUGGCUGUGAAGUUUAUCUUGAGUGAGGAUGGAGAGGAGGUUGUCGGUGAGGAUCUGAUCAUUGGAGGAAGGUAUCAGAGGAGGAUUGAUGGAGUCAAGGUGGAGGUGAAAGAGCUGAAGAGUGAGCAGGAGAGGAUAAGAGUGUUAGGGGAGAAGUUGGGGAUCAGGCUGGACGAGCACCAGCAGAACGGGAUUUUGGGGAUGGUCAGCAUGUUGUCAAAGAAAUGA
Pseudocercospora fijiensis CIRAD86 is the source of this 987-nucleotide messenger RNA. RefSeq lists its product as uncharacterized. Lineage: Eukaryota; Fungi; Ascomycota; Dothideomycetes; Mycosphaerellales; Mycosphaerellaceae. Gene Ontology annotation, molecular function: acetyltransferase activity. The coding region runs from base 1 to 987 and encodes 328 amino acids. The transcript has a single exon. The record is from RefSeq and is a predicted model, not a curated record.